GGCUCAGCAACAUGGUUUCAUAUUUUAUCAGGCCUGCCGGCUCGACCAGAAGCACUUGAAGAGUGCUGGAUGGGCUUGUCGAUCUCAAACAAGGUUUCGCUGGUGGUGGUGGUAUGGUGUACCUGUGCAGCUGCAAAUGAUUCAAGCUUGAUCCGACGGUCUGACGUGUCUGUGGGGUAUGAUGGCAAGCUGGAAUCUCACCCCCACCAUCACCGGCACCACCGUGCGCACCGCAAGCCCUCGCCGCGAGUGCAACUCAAGAUGGACCAGGUCAAAGAGAUCCCUCACUGCGACCAGGAGUAUUCCUGCGAUGCCCAGCGCACCAAACAUCUGGGGGACUUUGCCAGGAAGCGCAUCGCUGUCUACACCUACAACAUCGGAUCUUACGAGGGCGGAAUGCGAGAAGAUAAUGUGCCAUGUGUUCCAAACAACAUCGAUGCUUUUGUGUUCCUGGACGACGACACGAAGGAGCGCUCGGACGACAGCGCCCUGAACCUUUGGCGGAAGCAGGGCUGGCAGGUGAAGCCAGUGACUCUGCAGGCGGGCAGCGAGUUUGUGACUGGGGCCCGGCUCACCUCGAAGCUGCUCAAGUUCACCCCGCCCUCCUGGCUGCUGAACGGGGACUGGGAGUGGCUGGCGGAGUUUGACGGCAACGUGGUCCUCGACCUCCACACCCUGGGGCCCUUUCUGGACAAGUACGAGUCAAAGCCUUUGAUGCUCCUGGACUGGAGCUAUCAUGAGGACUGCAGCGACGACGGGUUCCAGUGCUUCAGCCGAGAGCUCCACUCCAUGCUGCACUCCCGGCAGACGUACAUUGAGGAUUCCAAGGAGAACAUUGUGGCGUGGGAGAGCAAGCUGACAAAAGAGCACGAGGGUAGCGUUGCAGGUACAAGGAAGUAUGCCCCGCCCUACUACUACGAGACGCGGAUCAUCUUGCGGAACCUGCGCCAUUCAAGGUCCAAGGAUGUGUCACAGGCCUUUGGCCGCACCUACGAGAAGUGCCACCAGAUCCAGCGGGACCAAUUCCUGGUGCCGUACUUUCUUUGGCAUGCGAAUCUCAGCUUCGACACAGAAGCCUUGCCCAUGCGGUACUUGGUGGACACCGUCGGGAUGUGUAUGGUGAAGACGCGAGUGGGGCGCAACUUGCUUUGACGGAUGUGUGCACA
Effrenium voratum is the source of this 1166-nucleotide messenger RNA. The record is from the annotation of a GenBank genome assembly. NCBI's taxonomy places the organism in Eukaryota, Dinophyceae, Suessiales, Symbiodiniaceae.